CAGUCUGUGAAGCCCAUGACAUUACUUCUUACUAAAGAAACGUGUUGAACACAUCAUGUUUUUAAUGCAUUUUUCGUUUUUAUUUUCUUCUUGUUUUAAGUGUUAUUUUUCCUUUAGACUCUUUUGUGGCAGUAUUUGCACCUAUUUACAUAUAUGUACACUGUCAACAAGUUUGUAUAUUUAAUCAAAAAGCAACUGGACAUAUUUAUUAGGUUAUAGGACAUGGUUGUUCAGUACGUUCAUUACUUUUAUUUUGACAAUAUUGUAACGUGUUCUUCGAGGUUGGGUUCCAAUAGGAAGCCGUGUUAGUGGAUGGUUCUUCGGAUGCUGUUGUCAUCUGUGUAGCACAUGUGAAUGAUCUGAAAAAAUACCUACAAAAUGCUGCGACGUGAAGUUCGGCUCAGGAAGGAGUAUCUGUACAGGAAGGCCCAGGAGGACCGGCUGCGCUCCAUAGAGGAGAAGAAACAAAGGGUCAAAUCCGCAUUAGACGAGAAUCGUCUUCUGCCCACGGAGGUUCGCAAAGAGGCCUUGCAGCUGCAGAAGCUUUUAGAGUUUGAUGAUGACGGUGGAGAAGGCGUUAGCUCCCAUAUAGAUGAUGAGUAUAAGUGGGCCGGAGUUGAAGACCCCAAAAUCCUGGUCACAACUUCCAGAGAUCCAAGCUCGAGACUCAAGAUGUUUGCCAAGGAAGUGAAGCUUAUGUUCCCUGGGGCCCAGCGCAUGAACAGAGGAAACCAUGAAGUUAGCAUGCUAGUUCAUGCCUGCAAGGCCAAUGAUGUCACGGACCUGGUGAUAGUGCACGAGACCAGGGGACAACCUGAUGGCUUGGUGGUGUGCCACCUCCCUUUCGGACCCACCGCCUACUUCACUCUGUACAACGUGGUGAUGAGGCAUGAUGUCCCGGACAUCGGAACCAUGUCUGAGGCCUUCCCUCACCUCGUCUUUCACAACUUCACCUCGCGUCUGGGCCGGCGGGUGUGCAGCAUCUUAAAAUACCUGUUUCCUGUACCCAAAGAGGACAGCAAAAGGGUAAUCACAUUUGCCAAUAAGGAUGACUUCAUUUCUUUUAGGCACCACACUUACAAGAAGACUGACCACAAGAACAUAGAAUUAACAGAAGUUGGACCAAGGUUUGAAAUGAAAUUGUAUAUGAUCAAAUUGGGCACCCUGGAGAACGAGAGCAUUGCGGACGUGGAGUGGCGUCACCAUGCGUACACGCGUACUGCCAAGAAGCGGAGGUUCCUGAGUGUGGAGUAGACAUGUCCUGCUGUGGACAUGGCGAGAUGAACAUGUGCCUUUGUCACCUGGCUGGUGCUUUUUUAAAUUUUUGCUCAGUGAGAGUACAGUGCAGGGAGAAACUGUUUAUUUGUUGUUUUUUUUAAUCAAAACAAAAACAAGCACAUGGAUAUUUUUAGGGUACACAGAAUUGAUGCCAAUUUCUUGGUAGUGCUGGAAACCUGCAAAGGAUUUACUUUACAGUCUUACCCUUAGGAAAGUUCUGAUGGGUAAUAGAGUUGACUCACUGAAUGACAUAAAAAUAACCAGAACAUAACCCUGUUCACAGCAUAGUCUCUUUAGGACUGGGAUUGAUCACUGCACAUACAUAAAGGAUAUGCAGAUCAAAGGACCAACACAGAGCCUGUGCUACUCACACACACACACUCAGUAUUUAUUCAUAUAUUCUGAUGUUCCUCUUAAUCUUUUUGUCAGGACUUUGAUGACAUACAUUGAUCAGACAUGGUGGUGCAAAAGCACAGAGUGCUUUGUAGUUGUCAUGCUAAGCUAUUGAAUAUUGUCAGUAACACUUAAACACCAAGCUUUGAUAGUCACUGUUUUUGUUUUUGUUUUAAAUAAUGGACCAUGUGUGUGUUCUGCUACUGAAAGUAACAAUAAAAGAAAUACCAUAAGACUCUAAGGUAAAUGGACAGUAAAGGCUUUUUUGUCAUUUGGCUUUUUUGGCUUCAAUGGCUUCUGCUCUGUCAGCCAAUGUCAUUUCAGCACAAUGGAGUAUGCAGUUAACUGAUGUGCAUUCUGAGAGAAUUUUGAGGUAUUUGUAACACAUUCAUGAUCAAUAUUUCAUCAGACUUCAUUCUGCCAGUCGGACUGACUUGCCUUCAUUCUAAAAUGAAUUCAACACUCAGAGAAAUGUGGACUGAGUUAUUUUUUUUUAUUUUCGCUGUAGGUUGAUAGCUGGUCUAUGCAGUGUUAAGGUUACACUUUAAUUCAAACUUUCCUACUCGGGUUUUGUUCAACGUGAACCUUUUUUUAUUGAGCUGUUGACAUUGUGUAAGUUUCCAACUGCCGUCACUAAUAAAAAAACUAGA
This is a messenger RNA of Electrophorus electricus (electric eel), 2321 nucleotides long. RefSeq names its product IMP U3 small nucleolar ribonucleoprotein 4 (gene imp4). Gene Ontology annotation, molecular function: hydrolase activity; rRNA primary transcript binding; snoRNA binding. NCBI's taxonomy places the organism in Eukaryota, Metazoa, Chordata, Actinopteri, Gymnotiformes, Gymnotidae. Gene Ontology annotation, biological process: rRNA processing. The record is from RefSeq and is a predicted model, not a curated record. Gene Ontology annotation, cellular component: Mpp10 complex; nucleolus; small-subunit processome.